Owenia fusiformis is the source of this 2204-nucleotide messenger RNA. NCBI's taxonomy places the organism in Eukaryota, Metazoa, Annelida, Polychaeta, Sabellida, Oweniidae. The record is from the annotation of a GenBank genome assembly.
UCCUGGCCUAGCUUUUACAACAACAAGAAGAUUUUCUGAAAUCAAGAUGCAAAAUCACAUCCCUUUUGAAUCAGCUUCUGAAAUUGAGGAAUAUGAAAAUAUCAGAAGAGAUUGUCUUAGAAGAAGGAUAUUAUUUGAAGAUGCAAAGUUUCCAGCAAAUGAUCAGUCACUCUACUAUAGCCGUCAGCCUAAGUACAGAAUUGAAUGGAUGCGACCCAUGGAAAUUUCCGCAAGGUAUAAUUCGAGGCCCCAACUGUUUGUAGAUGGAGCAGGAAGAUUUGACCUUAGACAGGGGACACUGGGUGAUUGCUGGGUAGUGGCCUCCACUGCUUGCAUGUCAGAAAAUAUGGAACUACUUUAUCGUGUAAUACCCAGGGGUCAAGGGUUCCAUGAUGGACAUUACGCGGGAAUUUUCGUCUUUCUUUUCUAUCGCUUCGGACAAUGGAAAGAAGUGGUCAUUGAUGAUCGAUUGCCUACUGUGAAUGGACAGUUAUUUUUCGUGCACUCCAGAGCCCCGAAUGAAUUUUGGGGUGCCUUACUGGAAAAGGCCUACGCAAAAUUGAAUGGUUCCUAUGAGGCACUGAAAAGUGGCCUCGUGGCUGACUGCCUCACAGACCUGACAGGAGGAAUUGUCGAGGGCUAUGUACUCCGUGGAGAGCACGCAAGAUAUCCUAAAAAUAUCAUCAAUGUUAUGUUCAAAGCUCUUGAACGCCAGUCUCUCAUUGGAUGUGGAAUAAAUGCAGUCGAUGGUGUGGAAGGAGAAAGCAAAUUGCCAAAUGGACUCGUAGGAGGCCAUGCCUACAGCAUCACAGAUCUCAGAGAGAUUCGGCUAAUCUCUGACCAAGGAGAAAUUCCUAUAACGCUAGUGCGUGUACGUAAUCCAUGGGGUACCAGAAUUGAAUGGAACGGCCCAUGGAGUGACAGGUCCCCUGAAUGGAACAGCAUACCCCCUCAGGACAGACAAGCCAUGGGACUGGUUUUUAGGGAUGAUGGUGAAUUCUGGAUGGACUUCAGAGACUUUCAAGCCAACAUGGAUACAUUAGACAUUUGUAACUUGACUCCCGAUUCCCCGCUGGAGACCCCUCGGAAAUGGGUGAUCAACCAACAUUACGAUCAAUGGAAGAAACGGCUCACAGCUGGAGGAAGACCUUCACAAAUUGAAACACAUUGGAUGAAUCCACAAUUUAAGAUGUCUCUCCGUGAUGCAGAUGACGAUGAUGAUGAUAUCUGCACACUGGUAAUUGAACUCAGUCAGAAGGACAAGAGAAGACUUAAACAUAAAGGCAGCAAAAACCACUUCAUAGGAUUUGUUAUAUACAAGUGUGUUAGAGAGUUUCCAAAUGUGCCAAUGCCAAAGAAGUAUUUCCAAUAUCACACUUAUAUAGAUAAAGUAGAUUACUACUCUGAUAAAAGACAGCUCUCAAAAAGGUUUAGUUUGCCUCCAGGAGAAUAUGUGGUAGUGCCAUCUACAUAUCACCCUGAUGAGGAGUCGGAGUUCAUGUUGAGAAUAUGCUUUGAGAAAGACAACCAUUCUGAGCUCCCUGCAGAGACAGCUGAAGUGCCAACCACAAAUCCUAUUCCAAACAGAGACCCUGCCAUACACACCAUGGAGAACAGCUUUAAACAAUUCUUCUACGACAUUUCAGGAGAAGAUAUGGAGUGUGAUGUUUAUGAAUUCAGGAAAGUGCUCAAUAAUGGCUUAAGAAAUGAUGAAAACCACAAAGACAUUGGGUUAGAUGCUUGUAAAUCUAUGGUGUCCCUUGUGGAUGUUGACCACUCAGGAAAGCUUGGAUACAAUGAAUUUGUUUUUCUUUGGGACAGUCUCAAAAUGUGGAAGAAAACAUUUUACUCGUAUGAUGCAGAUGGAACUGGAAGUAUAAACUCAUUUGAACUCAGGAAUGCUUUGGCAGCACAUGGCUACAAGCUCACAACGCACCUGCUGCAUGCAUUAAUGGUCAGGUUUGAAGAUGAAAGUCAUCAGAUCUCACUCGACAACUUCCUCAUCUGCAUGGCCAGACUCAUCUUGCUCAGUAAUUCAUUCAAGAAAUAUGAAAAUAAUACAGGAAAUGCAGUGUUCACUUUACAAGAGUAUUUUCAAGAAGCAGUGGUGCUUUGAUAUUAAUACAAGCAUGUAAUGUUGUUCAAUGAUACCUAUGCAGUGAUAUUCUAUACUCAUGGAGUGAUAUCCCAUAUGAGUAAUAUGA